Messenger RNA from Striga asiatica, 1213 nucleotides. Lineage: Eukaryota; Viridiplantae; Streptophyta; Magnoliopsida; Lamiales; Orobanchaceae. The record is from the annotation of a GenBank genome assembly.
CUGUAGAGAAGGCCCAGCUCACAAUAUCCCCGUGCCUACUUGUGCCCAAAGUCACCUCUGUCUCUCUCGCGAACCUUCCCGACUACUCCAUUUCUCGAUCCUCAUUCCAUCAACUGCUCGUACCUUCUACACACUCCCCCUCCACCUCACUAUAAAUACCAUUUUAACCUACGCUCUCAGCAAGCAAUUGUCCUUGCAUUUAGCAAAAACCCUCGCACCCUUUUCUCGUUUUCCCCUACAAGCUAAAGCUAUCUAUGGCGUCUUCUCUCGCUCUGAAGAGGCUGGUCGCCUCUAACCUCCUCUCAAGGUCAGCGGCGGCUCGUCCGGCAGCCUUCCGCCUCUUCAACACAAAUGCUAUCCGCGAGUACGACGGCGAUGACCGCGAUCUCGAUGUUGAACGCCGCCCAGAGCGUCGUAUUUUCUCCCCCUUCUCAGACAUAUUGGGUCCAUUUGCCACACGAAGCAGCCUGAACCAAAUCCUGAACAUGAUGGACCAAAUCGUGGAAUCGCCUAGCGCCCGCAGGAAUUGGGAUGCUCGGGAGACUGCCGAUGGGCUUCAUCUGCGCAUGGACAUGCCUGGGCUGGGGAAGGAGGACAUCAAGGUGUCGGUGGAGCAGAACACUCUCACCAUCAGAGGAGAAGGGAAGAAGGAAUUUGAAGAUGAAGAAGAUGGCGGAAGGAGGUACAGUAGCAGAAUAGAUCUACCGGAGAGGCUGUACAAGACGAGUGAUAUCAAGGCUGAGAUGAAGAACGGUGUCCUCAAGGUGUUUGUGCCAAAGAUUAAGCAGGAGGAGAGGACCGAUGUUUUUCAUGUCAAUGUUGAGUGAGUUUAGUUAGAGCAAGUUGAAGAUGGGGAUUGCGUGUACUGUGUUUUAAGCGUCAUUUUGUAGUACGUUACUGUUUCUGUGAUUGGAACUAAUUUUCUUUGCUCUAUGGAUGUGAAAUCGAUUUUAUUAUGUGUGCUGAAUUUCUUGUGUACUCUAAAUCUUGGGGUUGAAAUUAAGGACGUGGGUCGGAAUGUUUAACCUGGUAACUCUAGAAAAUGCAAAUUGACACGGAAUAUUGCAAGCAAUUGGUGGAACCUACUCUAUUUCUUGAAUACGUCUUCCUGUUUAGGAGUGCACAAUGUUAACCCAAAAGUGCACAAAAUUCGGUUACCUCAGACCUAAACCAGUUCGGUUUUCGGUGGAUAUGUUCUAAAUUUUGAUUUCGG